CCGAGUUCGAGUUGUUGUGUUGUAAUUUUAAUAACAGCCUAAUUGAUUUUUGUUAAAAUUACAACACGUGACCGACUUAUCGUGUGAACUAAGAUAACUUAUAAAUUUAUUUUCAAACUGUCAUCUCAGCGGCUAGGUUUCACCUUCUUAAGCGAUAUUUGUUUAUUCUUAUAUUAAUUCAUUCCGGCAUCUCGUCUGUGUGCCUGUGCUAACAAACAAGUGUGUACAGUGAUUGAGGUUAAAUACUAUCAGUACCUGGCAUUUCAAGUCAACUUAUUUACACUUUACAUUAACCUAGCGUAGGUUAAUCUGCUGUAAUCUUUUCACGCGCAAAGCUUUGCGAUACGCCGAUGGAGCCUUUAAAUGUAAAAAUCCCCAAAGGAGGUCCUAACAGUCCUUAUCAACCUGGAGCUAAUACACCAGAAUGCAGCCCUAGGCUUAGCGUACCAAGUCCUAUAAUCACUAGAAGAACAAGGACUGACUCAAUGUGUGCUCGAGCGUUGAUGAACCCUCAAGAGAAAGGCAAAGUGAAACAUUUCAGUAGAUCCAAGGGACAUGGAUUCAUCGCUCCUAACAACGGAGGGGAUGAAGUUUUUGUACACAUUUCAGACAUCGAGGGCGAGUACAUCCCGUUGCCUGGAGAUGAAGUGGAGUAUCGCUUGUGUCCGAUCCCUCCCAAGUUUGAAAAGAAUCAAGCAGUCCACGUUCAGAUUAUCAACUUGACUCCAGAGGUCCAUCAGCGAUGGGACUCGCCCAUGAUCCACUAGAAAAGUCAAGUUCCUUUUUCCAAGUGCCGUAAACCUCACCACGGUGUAGCUUCUACAAUGGCUGGGAUUUGUUGUCUUAGGUUAAGUUAGGUUACGGGAAUGAGUUAGUUUUUAGUGAAAUUAAACCACCGAUAGGGGUCAAUUAACCUACACUGGGCUCAACAGAUUUUGUGCAGAGGUUCCCAAAUUUUUGAAGACCAUGGUUUCCUACUGAGAGGUUUGUAAAGGUUACCCUUAGGUUACUCCAAGUCUAAUUCUAAAUCUAGUCACGUGUUUAAUUGUCUUUGAUACCUCUUUAGUAAAAAAAAUUGUUAACACAAAUAUCCUAACUAAAACCAAAACCUACAAAUAUUGGUGUUUUGUUGCUCAAACCCAGUAUAACAAAUAAAUUGGCUGUAAGUCUUAAGGAGUGAAAAGAUUGAUUGUCAAAAAAUACAUCUUAUAAUAUAGCACCAUUUUAGUGCUAAAGAAACAAAACAAAAAGAAAGAAAAUAAGUUUUGCAAUAAAUUAUAGAAAAGCUUUGAUAUUUUCUAUAGUGAAUAUUUCUCCCAUUUUCGUCUCUUGAAGAGGAUUGAGAUAUGUACUGAAAACUAUUCCAUGUGCUUUAUGAUACGUUCUGGGAACCUCUAGAUAGUAUAAAGUGACAAUAACACCAACAGUAUGUUAGAACCAGUAGGAUGCCCAGAAUAUGUUUAAAAAGUCAGAACUAGAGCACCAGCUAUUAUAUUUUGCUACUCAGAAUUACUAUCCUGCCAUUAUCUGUCUUACGGGACCAGAUUUAAGUCGGAGACUAACUGGAUGUUUCCAAAUGAGGCAUCUAUCUUUUUUCAUUUAUGUUUAUUAAGCUUGUGUUUGUUUGCACAAUAAUUGUUCAUAUAUGUAUCCAGGGGAAUAUUGCUAUUACAUAAUUAUUUAACUUAAUAUAUCUUAAGUUUAUACAAUAUACAUAUAUUUUGCUAUCUAUUUUUGUCCGUGGCUUUUGCCCUCGAUAUUUAAUUGUUUAAUUGUGUAACCUACUGUGUGAUUUGCCGUUACUGACUGGAAAUGUAUCUUUGUACAAAAGUCAUGGUAGGUUAGUGUCGGUUGUGUAUAUAUGCUAGUAAACAAGUCAACAACGAACAUGAGAAAAUUAUGGUUAAUGUUAUUUAGAUGAAAUGCUAUUCACCACUCCUGUUAGUUAAUUCUCCAAGUUUUUAGUUGACCUGUUUGAUAUUGUAAAAUUCACAGACUGUGACAUCUUGUAUUAUUCUCAUUCACCAAAAUGUGCUGAAACAGGUUUACAAAUCUUUUACCUAAUGCUCCUUUCACAAUAUACAGUUUUCUCCCUCGAGAUAAAUGUAUUUGCAAUGAACCGUUGUAAACAGCUUAUGGCCGAGUUUAUUUUUUUGAAAAUACUGGUUUGGAUUUUUAGUUUGAUUAAUACUUCAACGUCUGUAUUAAACAUUGCUAACGAUAUCAAAAUAUCAUGAAUGACAACAACAUUUUUACACUAAUUUUCAAAUUAUGAUCCACCUAAACAGUGUCCAAUUGACAAUGGCUAGCCGGCUCCCAGCUGUCAAAUGUAAAGGCUUGCAUGUCAACCGUCCGGUUCAGUGGCAGUGGACGGCUGCAAGACAAUUUCUAUACCAUCGCCGGAACUGUUUAAUGUUAAAGCUGUCAUGCAUUUCUUUACACUACUAAAAUAAACGUUAAGCAAACUGACACAUACUUUCUCCCAAUAGGUUGUUAAAAACCUUUAUCACGGGUAAGUGAUGGAAGUAACUAUGAUAUUUUAUGGGUAGCCACUUCAAUUGCAAUACUUAUGAACCGAACUUAUUACAGCAUUAGGGGGUGAAUUUGUUAGCGCUUUUGUGUAAAUCCGUUUUCCGUUAUUUUAUGGGGUUUUGCAAAAAAAUCACCAUUAAAUAUUAGAAUUUCAAAAAAUGUAAAUGGAGAUACCUUAGAUUUAGUGCCUUCAUACAAAAUUUUGUGAAUAUUGUACCACCACACCGGUCUGUACACAUCCCCGCAUCACUUCAAAAACCACUAGGUUUGGCUGGACAAAAAAUGGAUCACCUAAAAGAAAAUUUUGACGAAAACAAUACUUUCUCCAUCUCUUUGAUAGGGGAAGAAAGUCAAAAUUUACCAACUGAACAGAAUAAACGUAUACUGUGAAAGGAGCAUAAUUAUUGUAUUUUUUUAUAUAUUAAAUUAAUGUUUUAAAUCUGAUGAUUCUUAAACUCUAAAUUUUAUUCAAAUUACUUUUGUGUUAACAAUUUAACUAGAACCUUUUUAUACUAGGUUUAAAGCAUAUGUUUGUUGAAAUUCAACCCAAAGGUAUUAUGUGUCUUAUCACAAAUACUUAUUUAAGAACCCACUAAGCACAAAUCGCAACGGUGCACAAUUAUUGUUAGUAUAAUUUAUUAAAUUAUUUUAGGCAUUUGUUUUAGAUAUUUUCAUAAUUUGUGUACUGAGAUCUUAAAACAAUACAUUGUUUGGUAUUCUGUCACUGCACCAAAAGACUUUCAGGCAGAUGAGGACUUGUUCUUGCAAAUAUCUAAUUAAUUUAUUCAUUGAUUUGAAAAUUCUUAAGACUUAAGUAGGUUAGAGGACACUAUACUGUAUUCAUUUGAUGAAGAUUGAUCUGAACAAAAAAUUAAAUUAUUGUGUAGAUCGUAAUGAUAUUUAACACUCAAAAUAUUUCUAUCACAAGUUAAUGGUGAUCAGUUCGGAACCAAUUUGUUCAUUUGCAAAAAAAAUAUUCUGAUAUAAUUCAAUGUACAAUUUAUUUCAUCAUAUACUACAUUUAUUACUUUAUUUUAAACAAGUGUAUACCAAUAUCUUAAUAAAACAAGCCAUGCAUUUAA
Macrosteles quadrilineatus (aster leafhopper) is the source of this 3614-nucleotide messenger RNA. RefSeq names its product cold shock domain-containing protein CG9705-like. The record is from RefSeq and is a predicted model, not a curated record. Lineage: Eukaryota; Metazoa; Arthropoda; Insecta; Hemiptera; Cicadellidae. Gene Ontology annotation, biological process: regulation of mRNA stability. Gene Ontology annotation, cellular component: cytoplasm. The transcript is spliced from 4 exons. Bases 351 to 767 code for a protein of 138 amino acids. Gene Ontology annotation, molecular function: mRNA 3'-UTR binding.